GGAUCGGAAGAGGAAACGGGUUUAAUUUAAGGCAGGGCUUAUGUUAUCUUAAGCUUUCAGACUAUUUCAUUACACGGCUCUUAGUCAGACUUUUCUGGAAGAAAAUAAACUAAUCAGAGUUUCUCAGGCGCCUACUUCAGGCAGCAUCAUGUUCUCCUUUCUCCAAGACUCGUAGAUCAGCUAAUUCUCCGAUCGAUGUAAAUGCUCCCGAUGAGCGUUGCGGCACGAUGCUGCAGGAAGGGACAGAAGCGUACCCGAUGUCGGCGGGAGGGGAGGAGGCUUUCGCUGCAGCAGACUCUGCAGCGUUUUCCUCCACGGUGAAUAUCAGGUUUUCCUUUAAUGCCGUCCGCCAGGCAGGAGGCGACGCCCACGAUCAGCCGUUUAGUUGAUGCAGGGAGGCUGCGAGGCCCAGCGCAGAAUCCUCUCUUAUCUCUUCCCACAGCGGAAGGGAUCCGACUGUCUCACGCAGUGAAGCGCAGCUCGUCUGUCCGUGAAAUGGAGAGGAGGAACGAAAAUACCAAACAGGAAGUGAAGCCUCUCUCUCUCUCAGCCAGAUGUUUUUUUGGAAUAGAUUUAAUCCGGUGUCUGUGAUAGCGAUCAGUUGUUUUUACAGCUGACGUGAUCUUUAAAAAAAAAUCUCGUUAUAAUAAAUAGGGCAACGGAAGGCAACAGUGGUCGAGAAUAUGUUUUAAAAAAACGACUAAAAACGUCAAGUGAGACCUCGUGGGCGGAGAUGCAGUGUGUGCUGCGUGUGAGACUGCCACCCCUCCUUCACAUGCACUAACCCAUUCAAGCCCACCUCCACCGCCCCAGAAAGUCACCUCCACCAUGGCUCAGCCUGCUCUGUCCCCCCCCCCCCCCGAACCUCCUCCUCUAUCCCGACCUCCUCUCUUGUCAAAGAACUAAUUGAGCCCUGUUGAGCCAUCGCCUCCCUCUCUGUGCCUGAUCCACCCGAAACUAACACAAGUCGGAGUUGUGUUCCACCCGCCCUGCCCCACCCUCCUCCUGUACGUGUACCAUUCACAGUGCGCUCCUAACACCGACGAUCCUUUUUGUUAAAGCUCUUUAACAAAAAGCCGCAUGCUGUUUUGUUCCAACCCCUUCACUUUCUGUUUGUGAAAGUUGAUGUCAAUCUCUUUGUGAUUAUAAAUAUCCUUUUUUUAUUUUUUUUAUUGUUUGGUUUGUAUGUUUGUUUUUUGUUGGUAGAAUGCAGCACUCUGGUGAAUGUUAGACAAUCUUGGAAUAGUUAUAAUCACAACAGAAGAAAAAAUCAAUGCUUAUUAAGACAAAUCUCAUCGUUUAUUUGUGCUUGAGGAUGUCGUGUGCAGUGGUGGGACGGUCUUGCAUUUCACUUCAUGUUUUUGUUUUUUCUGACCCAUACGAGUGAUACAUGACGGUCUCAGACAUGUACAUUUGGCCCCAUUGUUCUGUUGUUCUUGCACUCCUCCUCUUGCCUCUUCGAUGUAUCGUCAGUCGCCUGAUCUCGUCCACGCGCUCGGCGUUUGUACACGUCGUCGUAGUGAUCAUUAAAAGCAAAUCAGGAAAUGAAUACGGGAAAACCACCACCUCACAACUCAGAGGCCUGUAAGGUACGAUUUCUAAUUCACGAACGAUAUCUACGAUGACGUUCAAACCAGAGGCGUACAUCGCUGUCUUUGAAUAAUGAUUUUUAAUCAUGUGCACAUGGUUGGUGACCAGGCCGGCGAUGACGCACCAGAGAUGCUCGAGGUGUCCAAAAACCUGCACAAAAGCCGUUUGUAGCGCAUCGAAUGGGGCUCCAUGCACACCGUGUCUCCCUCUCUUCACCUGCACACCCACACAUCCCCCUCACUUGUGCAUUUUCCGUCCACCCCGGGGCCUUGUAAUGGUAAUCCAAGGCCCACUAGCUCCACUUCUCUCUUCCUCUCGCUCUCUAUUUUUGUUGUUGUGAUAGCUGCAUAUGUUUCAUGGUUUUACGGAAUCACAGCAAGCUUGGAGUUUCUGGUCUUCGUUUUUUUUUUUGUUCAUGCAAGAUUUCCAUACCUCCGUUUUCUGUGUCACUUUUGUGUGCAAAGACCUCGCUCUGUGGUGGUUCGUAUAUGUAUGCGUGUGUGAUGCAUAUAUUGCCACCCUUCCUCCUUCAACUUCUCAAGUUAGUGGAUGUGACUUGAUGUGGCGUGUUAAUCGUCCCCAAGCAAUUUGAUUUGCUUUAAAAGAUAAACGCCUCCCGUUGAAGGAGGUCGUCCAGUAGAUUACAGGCUACACAUCGCCUCAUGUAUACAGUCUCUGUCUCCCGCCCUCUACCCCCCUCACCCGCCCUUACCACUCCUUGUGCUGGUAGACACUGAUGUUACACACUGUAGGUGAUGUGGAUGAUGAUAAUGAUGAUGGUGGUGGUGGUUGUGCUGAUGAUGAUAGUGUGAUUUUUGAGUGUUUUUUUAUUUUUGUUUUUGUUUAUUUGAUCACUACCCAAAAACGGGUGAAUGCUUCUCUUAUUAUUGGAAUAUCUUUGGUUUUUCUCUCCUCUGUUCUCUCUGCUAGGAUAACAUCGGACACCGGCUGCUUCAGAAACAUGGCUGGAAGUUGGGGCAAGGUCUUGGCAAAAGCAUGCAGGUGAUUUGAUCCUGCCCAUGUUGUGCUGAUGGACGCACCGACCCCGUGCCCAUCACCCUCAAAUAUGACGUCAUGGGGAUGGGACGGAUGGAGAUGGAGCUGGACUAUGCAGAGGACGCCACCGAGAAGAGAAGAGUGCUCGAAGUGGAGAAGGAGGACACGGAAGAACUGCGGCAGAAAUACAAGGACCAGAUGGAAAAGGAGGAGGCCAUCGCGAAGGCUCUGGAAGACCUGAGAGCCAAUUUCUACUGUGAGCUCUGUGACAAGCAGUACACCAAGCACCAGGAGUUUGACAACCACAUCAACUCGUACGACCACGCUCACAAGCAGCGGCUCAAAGAGCUCAAGCAGAGGGAGUUUGCUCGUAACGUCUCGUCGCGAACACGCAAAGGUGGGAAGAAGCACGAAAAGAUGCUGCGGCGGUUGCACGAGCUGGCCGAGCAGAGGAAACAACAGGACCGCACUCCAGGGAGCGGGCCCAUGUUCAAACCCACGACGGUGGCCAUCGACGACGAGAUGCCGGAAGACGGCGACCUGACGCCGGAGAACACGGCGUUCACGGACGGCGUCCUGGACGGAGCGUUUGCAGAUAAAAUUGAGGAAAUUUCCCCGAAGCCGGCGCCGACCGUCAGCUUCUCGCUGGGGAAGAACAGCGCCACCUCCCCGACGCCGAGCGCAGCGUCCAAAGUCAGCGUGUCCUUCUCGUUCGCCAAGAAGGCCCCCGUGAAGCUGGAGACGGUCGCGGCGGCGUUCGCGGAUCACGGCGAGGAAGCCGUGGAGGCCGAGGAGAGCCAGCAGGGAGGAGAGAAGGCCGGAGGAGGGCAGGAGGAGACGUCGGGCAGCAGCACAAACAGCCCGAAGGAAGGAUCCGGAGGAGGGGAGGAAGGAGAGGCCGCCGUCGUGGAGGAAGUGGCGCAGCCGCCUGACGACGGAGCCUCUCUAGCCUCCACGCUCAACAAACUGAAGAUGAUGAUGAAGAAAGAGGAAGGCUACGCCGGACAGGAGCCGGAGUACUAUCACUACAUCCCUCCGGCUCACUGCCGGGUGAAGCCUCGCUUCCAGUUUCUGCUGUUCAUGAAGGCCACCGAUCAGUGUUCGACCAAAGAUGAGGAAGACAAGGUGCAGGAGAAGGACGAGGAGGACGACGAAGAGGAGGAGGAAGAGAAGAAGGACGAAGGUAGUCCCGAACAGACGGAGCCCGACGUCAAAGAGUGCGAGACUGAAAAAGAGCAAGAUGAGGUCCCUCCGUCCCCGGAGCCCGAGCCGGCUCCUCCGUCGCCCGCGGUCAAGACGGAGGAGGCGUCUGCGGCGGAGGCGGAAGCGGCUCCCAUCGUUCCCAGUUCCCCGAAACGGAAAGCCGAGAGCGCGCAGGAUCCUCUGGAUUCCAACUCGGGCCCUAAAAUCCCCACCGGGCCCUUCUUCCCGGUGCUGAGUAAAGACGAGAGAACGACCCUGCAGUGGCCCUCCGAGCUCCUGGAGUUCACCAGAGCCCCGCCGUCGCUGUCCUACAGCUGCAACCCGCUCUACUUCGACUUCAAGCUGUCCCGCAACAAAGGGGCGCGCGGCGGCGGGAAGGCGGCGAAGUCCUCGAAGCCCGGGGAGGAAUCCGACGACAAGAGGAGAGAGUCGACGGCCGACGUAGAGAAGACGAGUAAACCGGGCGGCGCCGACAAAGACAAGCCGGCGCCGGCGGGGGGGGAGCCCGGCCAACCGGAAGGAGAGGAGCAGAAGCUGGCGACCGGCGCCAAGAAGAAGAAGAAGAAGAAGAAGAAGCACAAGAAGUCCGCAAAGAGCUCGAAGCGCAAAGGAAAAGACAAGGGAGCGAAAGAGGAGGCGGAGGGCGAGACGGAGGCCACGCAGGAGAAGCCGAAGAAGAAGAAGAAACACAAACGGAAGAAGAGCAAAAACAAGGCUCCGGAUCCAGAGGAGGCGACGGGUGGGGAGAAGGAGAAGGAGAAACCAAAGUCGGAGGAUAAAGCCGUCGCCUCCUCUGUUACGCUGGCACCCGCAGGGGGAGGGGCUACGGGAAAUGCAGGAGCCGAGUCGAGGAAGAGGAAACGCGCCACGAAGGAAGCGCCUUGCAAGUCCGGAGCGGAGGAAGGAGGCGCCGGGAAAGGCGCCGACAAGGCCGCCUCCUCCGAGGAGCGCGGCGGCUCCAAGCGGCAGAAGACGGACUCCGGCGCCCCUCAGAGCGCCUCCUGCUCCACCUCGGCCCAGAAGAGCCCCGGUCCGGGUCGGCCGCCCAGCAGCGAGAGCGAGGAGGAGGGCGGCGCCACCGCCCAGCGCUCGCGGCGCCACAGGUCGAGUCCCCGGGAGCCGCGGCGCCGCCGCAGCGAGGAGUCUCGUCGGUCCUGCAGCCGCUCCUCCAGGCGGGAGGAGCGUCGCGGCAGCAGCCACCGGCGCCGCCGCGGAGGCCACGCCUCCCGCAGCCGCUCGUACUCCAGCAGCUCGGAGCGCUCCUCCUCCGCCUACAGCCGCAGCUACUCGUCCAGCUACAGCGACGACAGCAAGGAGGGGCGGCGGCGGCGCCGGCGCUCCAAGCGCUCGUCGGACUCCGAGUACGAGCGGCGGGGGAGCCGGGGGCGGCGGCGCUCCGGGAGGCGCCGGUCCUCGUCGUCCUCCUCGGAGGAGGAGUCGCGCUCUCGCUCGCGCAGCUACGGCCGCAGGAAGGGGCGCCGGCGGCGGCGCCGCAGCAGCUCCAGGAGCUCGAGCAGCUGGAGCCGCAGCACCAGCGCCCGAUCCUGGAGGCGGAGCUACAGCCGCAGCUCCUCCAGCUCCACCAAGGGCUCCUCUCGCCGGCGGGCCCCGAAGGCCCGGGUGGAUGCGGAGGCGCAGCGCCGAGACUUCAACCGCUCGUGCAUCUACCGCUCCCAGUCGCCGCGCUCGUCUUCGUCGCGGGGCCCGAGCCGCGGCGCCGGCUCGCAGUCGCUGAGGUUCGGGGGCUCGCGGGACGCCGGCGAGCAGAAAAACAGCCUCACCGCACGCCAGCUGCUGGAGAAGGUCCAGUCAAAGAAAAGAUCGGACGAUUCCACCGCGGGAACUAAAUCCGGGAUGAAGAUCAAAGACCCGCCGCAGGGGUACUUCGGCCCCAAGCUGCCGCCGGCCCCCGGGAGCCGAGCCGCGCUGCCGCUGUUCGGGAAGCUGCAGGCCGGCAAGAGGCCGAUGAUCCCGCUCACCAGGCCCGCCGAGGGGGAGCGGUCAGGGGCGGGGAAGUGCGCCGAGCCGGAGGUCAUCCUGGUGGAGGCCAUCCGGGAGUUCCCCCCCCCUCCUCCUCCGCCGGCCCCGCCGGUGCAGAAGGCGGAGGAGGCCCCGGCGAUGGCGGCGGCGGCGCCGGAGGAGGAGACGCCGCGCCCCGCCGCCGAGGCCCAGCCGCUCCCGGAGGCCCAGCCGCCGUUCGACCGGGACCCGUCCGCGAUGGCGCCCCAGUACCGAGACGAAGCGGGUCAGGACCCCGCGAUGGACUCCCUCGUGACGGAGAUGCAGCCGAUGCACGCCUACCCGGCGUACCCGCCGCCCGGCAUGGAGGAGGACGGCCUGGAGGCGGAGGAGGGCGGCCUGGCGCCGCUGGAGAGUCAGCCCAUCACCUUCACGCCGGAGGAGAUGGAGAAGUACAGCAAGCUGCAGCAGGCGGCGCAGCAGCACAUCCAGCAGCAGCUCAUGGCCAAGCAGGUCAAGACGUUUCCCUCGGCCGCCGCCAUGCUGCCGGCUCCGCCUCCCCCCACCAUGCAGCAGAUCCACAUCCAGCAGCCCGCCAUGACCAUGGGCUCCGGCACGUCCCUCACCACCAUGCAGCACGCCAUCCUGCAGCACCACGCCGCCGCCAUGGGACUCCACCCGGGCCACCACCCCCACCCGGCGCACGCCCAGUUGGCCCAGGUGCACCACAUUCCCCAGCACCACCUCACCCCCAUCUCCCUGUCUCCUCUGGGCCACUCCCUAGGCCACUCCCUAGGACACACUCUAGGUCACUCUCUAGGUCACUCCCUGAGCCACUCCCUAGGUCACUCCCUAGGUCACUCUCUGGGUCACUCGCUCGGACACGCCGGGCUGAUUCCCGCCCACCACACGGCCUUCCUCGCCGGUCAGCCUAUCCACAUCAUCCCGGCGUCCGCUCUUCAUCACACGCCCUUAGCGCUCCAUCAUGUUCCUCACGCCCUCUACCCCACACUUUUCGCACAACGUCCCUCGCAGGCCGCGGCGGCGGCCGCUCUCCAGCUCCACCCGCUGCUCCACCCCAUCUUCUCGGGGCAGGACCUCCAGCACCCACCCAACCACGGCUCUUGAGCCGCGACGCAAAGCGAAGGAGUUCUGGUCCCGACCGCCCGGGCGAGUGACCCGCCCCGAAGCGGCUCGGCUCCGGGUUUCAGAGUCCAAGUCUUUGAGCGGCGAGACAGGAAGCCGUGGAUGAACUUCCCCUUCGCCGGCCAGCGCGGCGCAGAAGUCGUAGCCACAAAGUGGCGCCGUCGGGUUAACUCAACGCACAUUAACAUUUUCUUCUGGCUCGUGAGUUUUUUGUUUCUUUUCUUUUUUAUCAUGUGUUGCCCGAAAACGUCUAAACCGGUGGGUCAGAUUUAUGACGCAACGUCCUCGCGGUUUUUUCUGUUCCUGCUUGAGGUUUAAUAAUAACAUCUAUUUAUGUUCCAAUGAUAAAUCGGAGAAGCCACUGGAGUUUCUCUGUGUGUGUUCGGUGUUUCUCAUCUCGGCAGCCAGAAGAAACGGCCGGCGCCGCGAGGCGGUCACGUGACGGGCGGGCGCCUCUGGAAUGAGACGUACUUACAUUUACUGAUAUCGUUUAUGUUUCCAUGACUACUGGCUCCUCCCUCGCUCUCAUAAUGUGUAAUGCAGUAACUUGUACAUAUAUCAGUGUGUAAUGUGAAGAAUCCCACCGAUGAUGAUGACCAGAUGAAAUUCCAGCUGUGGGGUCCAAACUCUGUCUGACAUAAGAACGCCCUCGCUCUGGAUCGGGGGGGGGGGAUGUGAUGCCGGGGGCUCCUGUUCCCCGUGGUGGGGGGUGCACCUGAAUAAAUUGCACUGAAAAUCUGUACAUCGAGAUGGUGCGUUUUGCAUCACAAGAAUGUAGAAUACUGCAAUAAUUGUAUUUUUCUGUUUUUAAAUUAUUUUCCAAAAAUGACGAGCUGUGUUUUUUGCUUUUUGUGUAAUUUUGUAAAUACAACUGCUGUAGAUUAACCGAUUAACAUUCUAGAGGUUUUGGUAUUGGGAAAAAAAAAAAGAAGCGGCAAGCCGAGAUGUGUGGGAGACGGUGGAGUGUACGUAUUUUAUCACGUUUGUUUAUAAAUUCGCCCGCUGAAGAGGGGCUGAGGCGGAGGAUCGGGAUCUGUCCGACAGGAGCAACUCUGUAUUUUCUAAGCACCGUUUCAGCUAAUAAAAUCUUGAGUUCA
Messenger RNA from Pseudoliparis swirei, 7991 nucleotides. RefSeq names its product G patch domain containing 8 (gene gpatch8). The transcript is spliced from 7 exons. Gene Ontology annotation, cellular component: nucleus. Gene Ontology annotation, molecular function: nucleic acid binding. Lineage: Eukaryota; Metazoa; Chordata; Actinopteri; Perciformes; Liparidae. Bases 2665 to 6876 code for a protein of 1403 amino acids. The record is from RefSeq and is a predicted model, not a curated record.